CUGCGCAUGUUUACGUAUCCGGUGAAGAAUUCCUGACAUCGAUCCGUAUCUUGGUGAAAUCUUUCAGGGGCAGAGGAAUUUCUUGUCUAUGUCUGCUUGAUACGGCAAAAUGCAUUGCCUUUAAGGUUUCCCAUCAUGGUGUACCUAUAGAUAUUCCUAGUAUUAUGCCUAAGUAUUAUAAUCAUCGUUAGACAAAAAGAAUGGAUCCAAAGAAAUCAAAAGAUCGACCAUUCUACGAACUGCCUGAAAAUGUCCAAGCCAGUUCAAGAAUUAUUCAAGAUGCACGGACAUCUCUCCGCACUGUUGUGACCAAGAGACCAUUUACACCCCGUGACGAGAAGCGGACUUUGUUUCCUGCAUCUACAGCCCGGAACCCAGAGUCCAGGCCAGCAAGUGCUUUCAGCUUGAACUCUCGACACUUUGAUGGCAAUGAUUCUAGGCCAGUUUCAGGGACAAAGUUAUCUCCUCUCGAUCAUUUGCCAGAAGGGUCAGAUGUUCGUGCCAGGGCCGAGAUUAAGACCCCUCGAGCCCCUACAGCAGCGGAGAUCGAGACUGCCAUUCUGGCCCCCAAACCACCGGCUGACCCAAACAGACCACUGUCCAGGAAGGGAUCAAGACAGAAGCUGUACAAUGCCACCAGUGUUGAUGGGGGAGGAGAGACCACAUCCAGUGUCAGGCCGCGGAGUGGAUCAACUGACGGCCGUCUGCUCCAUGAGUCAGGCAGUCCUGACCGGGAGGUCCCCAGGCGUGUAAAUAGUGGGCCCAAGGAGAGAACUCUGCUGCCAGAGGAGCGGGGCAUGGCAGAUGGGAAAGAGGCUGCCCCACGUGUGUCCAGCUCCAUGGGAGUCAGUAGUCCACCCAGAACUGGUGGAUCCCAUGAUGGGGAACAGAGGGUGGGCAGUGGCAGCUCCCGCAAGUCCAGCAGUGCGGGGAAGACUCGUAGUGGGAGUGCUGGGAAAAGAGACUCGAUUGACAUUGGUGAUGACAACUUCUACACAGACAAAGUUGCACCUCUGAUUGAUGAGAUGUCAGCUCUUGGCAAGAACAAGGACAAUGAGAAGCUUGGGGAGCUGGCCGAGGACCUGUACAUUGUGCUGGACACCAACAAGAAACUGACCAAGAGCUACAAGCAGAGAUCGUCUAUUCUCAAAGCUAUCUUCAAGUUGCUAGAUGUUGAAGAACCCAGAGUCAUGCUCAAGUUGGCCAGGCUGAUAUUGGCUUUUAAGGUGGGAGGCAAUAAUCUGUUGAAUGUGUGUAAGUUGGUGUUUAAAGUGAGCCGUAAUGAGAAGAACGACCAGGAGUUCCUAGAAGGCAAUGUUCUGGACCUACUGAUAGAGACAAUACGGAGUAGUGACCAUGUGGCAUCCUGUGAAGCUCUCAUCUACUGUGUUGGAGCUGUGAAAUUCCUCACUGGAAACCCAACAAUACUGAAGAGGCUGGCCAAGAAGGAGUGUAUAGAGACACUAGCUGGACUCAUGCACAAUAUAGAGAAAACUAAUCGAGACAAUGGACGAGUCAAUGACCAAUUUGGACAUAUUUUGGUUCAGCUCUGUGCAGCCCUGCGCAACCUGGCUGAUGUGGGAUCUGGGAGGGAGCGCUUCUUGCAGACUGGGGUCAUAGAGAGCCUGAGUCAUCUCCUUGAUGCCUACCCUAAUGACUGUGAUCUCGUACUCUACAUAUCCAGAAUAUUCAGUAAAGUGACGCUCCAUACGGACUGCUGCACUGUUUUGGCCAAUCAACAUUCCUGCUACAAGUCUUUCAUUCAUUUGCUCAACAGACAUGUCAACAAGGAGGACGUCGUUGUCAGAGUGUGUUUUGUACUGGGGAACAUCACAGCCAAGAAUGAUGAUGCCAGGAAAAGACUGUUCCAGGAAACUAAUGCCAUGUCUACCCUGCUUUCAGUAUUAAAAACAUUCCACAACAUGGAGUCUCAGAAAAGGUCAAACCCUGAGAAUGUUACCACAAAUGGCAGACACACCAAUAGUGAUGGGGACGGUGCUAUCAACACAAUAGAUGAUGUUCUUAUCAAAGUUGUCAGAGUAAUCGCAAACUUGUCCAUCAAUGAUUCCGUUGGGCCAGUCAUAGCUUCCCAUGUGGAAUGUGUACAGCUGUUGCUAGCAAUACUUGAUUCUAAAGACAUUGGAAGCAGCGAGGAGCUGAUUCUUAACACUGUAGCUACAAUCAACAACCUGUCGUACUACACCACCAAGACCAGCGCCAUCACAGCCCAUCAGAACACUGUAGCUCAGGUCUUACUGAAACUGGUGAUGACAGACAACAUGGAGGCCAUGUUAGAAGCAUCGCGAGUGUUCGGCAAUCUGACCAGGCAGAGGACUGUUAGAGAUCUUCUCUCCAAGCAGAAAGUUGAUGAGAUCAUGAUCACCUUGCUGGACUCUGGCAACAGAGAGCUGGUGUUCAUUGCAUGUGGUGUUCUAAUCAACUUCAUGGCUGAUGAAGACAAGCGACCUCUUCUCAAGAAAGAAGGUGGCAUAAAAAAGUUGACUGAAGUGUUGCGAGACUUCGGCCGUGAGGACUGGCAGUUGGGCAGUGUUGUGUGUAAGGUGUUGUGUAACUACAGCACCAAGAUCACAAGUACAAACUCCUGCUUUGGGGAGGCCGAGGCACAGGAUCUCGUUGAUGUGUUGGUAGAAUAUCUGGAUAGGGAGACAGCUUUAGAAGCAUCUCUCAGGGAAGAAGUUGAUGAAGAUUUCAAGGACUACCUGUGUGAAACAUGGGAGGCAGACUUCUGUCCUGUUGCAUCACAGCUGCUGAAGAGAAUAGAGACCUAUCAGUCCAGCUUUGAACCUUUGGAAGCACCAGGGUGAUGGGCAUCUGCUGGCCAGGAAGGUUUAGCCUGGGUUGAAUGUGGUGUACUAGUCGUGGAGUGUGACUGUAAUCCUGGAACAUUGUACGCACCAGGAUGAUUGUGAAGAGUUUCAACAAUAAAGAAAUCACUUUCUUAGUACCUCAAUUUGUGAUAGUAAACUUUUGUUGUUGAAGUGUCAAAGGUAUAGAAUUUGUUGAAGAGAAACAUUACUGAGCAUAUAUUUGUUUGUUACAAAAACUGCAUAUAAUUGCCUUGCAUGAGUAUUAAGAGAGAAUAGUUAUCUGUUGUGUGUACAAAUCUACAAUAUUGUUAUGCUGGAGGUCAGCUGUUAUGAAAGUCCAGUGUAUAAACUUGUGAUAAAGUGUGCAGUACCUUUAAUACUGAGAAGUUAUUUAACUGAAUGGUGCAUAAUGGUCUAACUAUUUGAUGACUUGCCAAUGAAUUGAUGAAACAUUGUGCACAGUUUGCAUUAAGUGACUAGUCUAAUGAUAGAACUCAAUUUUAAAGUGCAUUUUUAGGGUACCUAGAAACUGACAGUAAACCUUUGGAAAGCCAGGUUGAGUUGGUUUGUGUUACAGUGAUUCUGGAUGAUAUAAUGUGAUGCCCCCGUGUCUGCCAAGAGGCACACAGCUAUGCACGUCUGUAUUCGUCUUUCCGUCCACUUUUUGAUUCUGUGACCUGUACCCAUAUUUUAAUCCUCGCAUGACAGUUUACAGGAAUGACACAAAAUCAAUCAUUAUUCUGGAGUAUUAUGUAUAGUCACAGUCCACAGUAUUGACAUUUGGUUCCUUUAGAAGAGCAUGCCAGCAUUUUUACGUCUGCCUGUUUUAUCUCCUUUUUAAACUGCACUAUAAUUUUUUAAACAUUGAGAGGAUAUUACAGUUCAGGACAGAUUAACCGGAAAUGAAAACAAGAAGAAAACUCUGUUUACCCCACUAUCCUAGUAUAAUUUGGUAUCAGCACCACCAAAGUUUUUACACUUGCGGGUUAGUUGAUCUUGACCAAGAUGUUUGAGAUAUAUUCAUGGGGAAAGUCUUUUGUCUGUAAAUCUAUGGCUUUACAACCCUAUUUAUAAUGACUGACCCACCUGAUUUCAGCUUUACAGUCUGACAGUUUUACCAGUAGGGAGCGGACUGUGCUUUAAUCUUGUUAAGACACUUCAGUAUUUCUGUGAUGCUCUUCAGUUAGCUUGUGAUCUGAAAACUGAUUGUAUAUACAAGAAACUAUUUAUAUCUAUGAAACAUUCCAAUGUGUGUGUGUGUUCGUGUGUGCUAUAUCACCUGUGAUUCUUGUAAAUACAUCCUUUGUUGAUAGAGACAUUCCAUAUUUACAAGGAAACAGUUCCAUCCCAUACAGAAUAUUUUUCACAUGAAGAAGAUAUCAAUGUACACAAAAGUAUUUGUUCAAGCAGUUCUACUAAAGUAUGCAGACUUUCUGAGAAGCCAAAUUGUGACAAUUUAUUUACGUGCAGCUUUUACAUUUUAAGUUUUGAGAGGAGGAGAUGACAUUGCUGAGUACACGAUGACCAUCUGAAUUUGCCAUGAUGGAAUCAGUUAUGAAGAAUGUAAUUUGGGAUGUCAGGCAUUUCCGUCCAGUUUUUUACUCUUCUGUCAUAUUUAAUUUAUGUUCUUAAAGAAAAGUACUAUUGAUUGAUUUGGGUUAAACAUACACAAUAGAAAUGCUACUAUGAAUUCCAAUGUUUCCACAGAAACAUUGACUCUUCAACAUGUAAAUUUGAUGUUAAUCAUGACUGUUUCUGUAAUUCCCAAGUUGAAAGUUUUGCUUUUGUUGCUUCUGGAGAAUUGGACACGAGAAGUCAGUAAAGAUCUGUUUCAAAGGUGUGUAAAUGUACUGCAGAGUAACACUACAGAAGAUACUAAUGUUCACACCUUAAAGUCCUGUAUUUGCAGUUGUGUGUCAGUAAAUCUGUACAGUAUUUUUAGCCCAGUAUAGAAAACCUGAAUGGCGGGAUUGUGCAGUCAAACAUAAGUCUGUUGACGUUUUUAGAUCUUGCAAUGCAUACGGGACAUCAGUAACUAAGUUUUUUAACUCAGCUCAGCUAAUGGUAAGUGGUACAUGCUAAUUAUAUAAACAUGAUAAAGUCCAAAUGGAAUACAUGACUAUACAAUGCCAUUUUGAAAAUGGUAACAUUACAAAUUGAAUAUGUUAUAUUGAAAUCUCAGUGACAUGAAAGCAUGACAAUACAUUGUUAUUUUUUAUUAAUGCAUCCAUUACAGACAAUGUUUCACUAUUACAAUGAUGUUCUAAGCCAUUUGUCUUAUUCAAAUUUGGGGGGGGAUACACUUAGAUUUCAGAUGUAUUUUCAAGAUGAAUACAUUGUACAAAAUGUAAUAUUCCGUCCAAUAAAAUACUGAACAAAUA
Molecule: messenger RNA, 5209 nt
Organism: Haliotis rubra (blacklip abalone)
Lineage: Eukaryota; Metazoa; Mollusca; Gastropoda; Lepetellida; Haliotidae
Product: armadillo repeat-containing protein 2-like
Exons: 21
Coding region: 201-2825 (874 amino acids)
Biological process (GO): cilium organization
Molecular function (GO): protein binding
Source: RefSeq, a predicted model, not a curated record